Messenger RNA from Hipposideros armiger (great roundleaf bat), 849 nucleotides. It is a transcript of the gene IZUMO1R, whose product is annotated as IZUMO1 receptor, JUNO. Gene Ontology annotation, molecular function: signaling receptor activity. The coding region runs from base 35 to 766 and encodes 243 amino acids. Gene Ontology annotation, biological process: cell adhesion; fusion of sperm to egg plasma membrane involved in single fertilization; sperm-egg recognition. The record is from RefSeq and is a predicted model, not a curated record. Lineage: Eukaryota; Metazoa; Chordata; Mammalia; Chiroptera; Hipposideridae. Gene Ontology annotation, cellular component: external side of plasma membrane. The transcript is spliced from 5 exons.
GUGGGAGGGAGCGGCUUCUGUUUUGAAAUCGGCCAUGGAAUGGUGGUGGCAGCUCCUGUUAGGGCUCGGGACAGUCACGCCCAUCUGGGCUGGGGAUGAGCUGCUCAAUGUCUGCAUGAAGGCCAAGCACCACAAGCGAGAGCCCAGCCCGGAAGACCAGCUCUACGAGGAGUGCAUGCCAUGGAAGGAUAAUGCCUGCUGCACAGCCAACACAAGCUGGGAAGCUCACCUGGAUGUGUCCCUGCUCUACAGCUUCAGCCUGGUUCACUGUGGGUUGAUGAUGCCUGACUGUCAGAAGCACUUCAUCCAGGCUGUCUGCUUCUACGAGUGCUCCCCGAACCUGGGGCCUUGGAUCCAGCAGGUGGACCUGAGUGGGCAGGGAGAGCGAAUUUUGGAUGUACCACUAUGCCUGGAGGACUGUGAGCAGUGGUGGGCAGACUGCCACACAUCUUACACUUGCCAAUCCAACUGGUACGGCAGCUGGGACUGGAGUCGGGGGAAGAGCCGCUGUCCAGCGAGAGCCGCCUGUCACCCUUUUCCCCAUUACUUCCCCACCCCGGCUGACCUGUGUGAGAAGAUCUGGAGCAACUCAUUCAAGGCGAGCCCUGAGCGUAGGAACAGUGGGCGGUGUCUGCAGAAGUGGUUUGAGCCUGCUCAGGGCAACCCCAAUGUGGCCGUGGCCCUCCUCUUUGCUAGCCCUGCCCCGUCCUGGGAACUCUCCUAUACGCUCAUGGCCUUCUCUCUGUUCCUGCUAUUCCUUUCCUGAGAGCCGCUUCUUCUCCCACACACAUUCCUGUCCCCCAGCUAUGGGCCAGGCAGGGCAAUGGCAGCCUCCUUCCUCAAACCCUC